Python bivittatus (Burmese python) is the source of this 605-nucleotide messenger RNA. NCBI's taxonomy places the organism in Eukaryota, Metazoa, Chordata, Lepidosauria, Squamata, Pythonidae. The record is from RefSeq and is a predicted model, not a curated record.
GGGGGCGCAUGCGUAGCGGCGGAGCGGCUUAGAAGGUGGGGAAGCAGGAGUCAGGUGAAGGAUUGAUACAAAUCAUGGAUGACGCAGAAGAGGAUUACAUGUCUGAUUCCUUUAUUAAUAUUAACCAGGACAUCAGGCCAGGAAUGCCGAUGUUGAGACGUGUGAAGGAAACUUUUAAAAAAGAGGAAAAACAAAAAGAAGCUAACCAGAAAAGUAGGCAAAAGAGCAUAAAAGAACAAGAGAAAGAGCAACGUGAAAUGGUUUUAAAUGUUGCUUUGGGAAACGAAAAUAAAGGCUUUGCUAUGCUCCAAAAGAUGGGGUACAGAAGCGGCCAGCCUCUCGGCAAAAGUGGGAAGGGAAUAGUGGAGCCCAUUCCUCUGAAUAUUACUACAGGAAGAAGUGGGCUUGGCCAUGAAGAAGUAAAAAAACGAAAAGCUGAGGAAAAGCUGGAAAACUACAGAAAAAAAAUGAAUAUGAAAAAACAAGCGGAGAAGCAGACAACUGACCUCUUCAAAAUGAGACUGAAGACUAAGCAGGAGCAACUGCAAGUAAAACGGGAUCUUGAGAAAAGUCAGAAAGCCUGCCAACAAUUAGAUACACAGAAA